This is a messenger RNA of Salmo salar (Atlantic salmon), 3267 nucleotides long. Lineage: Eukaryota; Metazoa; Chordata; Actinopteri; Salmoniformes; Salmonidae. The record is from RefSeq and is a predicted model, not a curated record.
AACCUGGAGCUGAAGAGACGCUGACAGUUACGUGAAAAAUAAAUAAAUAAUACAAACUGGGGUGCUUUUUGUCGCAGAUGCUGCGGUCUGUUUUUGUUAAGAAGAAAUAUUGCGAUUGGAAUAUGAACACCGAAAAGACACAUUGAUAUCAUCGGGGAUAUCAUCGACUCGAGUGACCUGGAUGUGAAAUCCAAAUAGGCCGUAUAUUGGUCUAUUAUUUUGACAGCACAGGAUCAGAAAAAAAUCAAUCGCGAAAGCGAGAGGGCGACAGGAGUUGCUAGUUAGCACAUCGUCAGGACUUGAGUCCAUCGUUUGUUACAAUCGGCAUUGCGAGACUAAUGGUUGACAUGGUCAGGCGUGCAAUGUCAGCCAGUCAGCUUGCUAGCUAACCAGCAAGCUGGAAUGGAAAAUAAGAACUGUCAUGAUUUUAGUCAAGUACUGUCAUGAUUUUAGCCAGUUAGCUAGCUUACCUGACUAAUGGGUAGAAGAGAGCUAGCUAGCCAUGUAUUUCAAACGGUACAUACUCAUAGCUUCUCGCUAAUAACGUUAGCUACUUUGCUAGUUACCAGUUUUAUCCCGUAGAAUAUUGCUAGCCUGCGAUUAUUAUUAUUUUUUUGUGCACGUGUGCUUCCACGUUUCUUAUCGCUGGAAAUCACAAGUUUGCUGCUGAGACGUGAAACACUGAAAGCUGGCUAGCAAGUUGCUAGGUAACAUCAUUAGCUUGCUAGCAGCUAGCUACCGAUAAACAAUGGCUCAAGAGGCGUUUCCUUUACAUUUUCUGGUUUGGAACAACCAAUACAUUGAGCUUGAACGGGAACUACAGCAAAACGAGGAGAAUGUGGAGCGUUUAGACCCGCGGGGGCGCACCCCGCUAGAGCUGGCGGUGUGUCUGGGCCACCUUGAAUCCACCCGUGUGCUGCUCAGACACUGCGCAGACCCGACGCACUGCAACGCGCAGAAUUGGACUAUUUUGCAGGAGGCAGUGAGCACAGGGGACCCCGAGCUUUGUCAGCUGGUGCUGCAGUACAGGGACUUCAAGCGAGCCACAGAGAGACUGGCUGGCAUCCCAGAACUGCUCAGCAAGCUAAGACAGGCCCGGGAUUUUUACGUGGAGAUGAAAUGGGAGUUCACCAGUUGGGUACCCCUGGUCUCCAAGGUGUGUCCCAGUGACGUGUACCGCGUGUGGAAGAGAGGCUCGUGCCUGCGGGUGGACACCACUCUGCUGGGCUUCGAGCACAUGACCUGGCUCAAGGGCCGUCGCAGCUACAUCUUUAAGGGCGAAGAGAAUGGUGCCAUGGUGAUGGAGGUGGACCAUGACAAGCAGGUGGUGUACACCGAGCCGCUGUCUCUCUCCCCGCGGGAUGCCCCAUCUCUCCUUGCUGCCAUGCUGCCCACCCAGGAGAACACCGCCCAGAGACUCACCUCCCCCAUCGUCUCCACACACCUCAACACACGCAACAUCGCCUUCGAGAGGAACAAGUCUGGCAUUUGGGGCUGGCGCUCUGAGAAGAGUGAGGCAGUCAGCGGCUACGAAGCAAAGGUAUACAGCGCCACUAAUGUGGAGUUGGUGACUCGGUCAAGAACAGAGCACCUGUCGGACCAGGACAAGUCGAAGAGCAAAGGUACACACUCACACACACAGAACACUGUGUUUAAUUUGUUCAUAGUAUACAUACACCCACACUUUGGUUCUACCCCUCCUGUCCUCCCAGGCACCAAGACUCCUCUUCAGUCCUUCCUGGGGAUAGCUGAGCAGCAUACCGCUCAUAAUGGGAGUAAUGUGUGUCAGUAUGCCAGCCCCCAUAACCCCACAGCCAUCACAGCUGAGGAAUACUUUGACCCAGAGUUCCAACUCAACGAACGAGACAUCGGACGCCCCGUGGAGCUCACCAGCAAGGUCCAGAGGUUUAAGGCCCAUCUGUGGUUGAGUGAGGCUCACCCUCUGUCAUUGGCUGAGCAGGUCACGCCCAUCAUUGACCUCAUGGCCAUCUCUAACGCCCACUUUGCCAAACUACGUGAUUUCAUCACCCUGAGCCUGCCCCCUGGCUUCCCUGUCAAAAUAGAGAUCCCUCUGUUCCAUGUGUUGAAUGCUAGAGUGACCUUCAGUAACCUGUGUGGCUGUGAUGAGCCUGUCAGCUCUGUCACUGUACACACACCAGAGGAGGCCCCCGAGGCUGGGCAGGCCCCCCCUCCCUUUCACUGCGAGGUGGACCCCUCCGUUUUUCAACCACCCCCGGACUACACCACUCUUGGUCCGGGCCGCAGCGAGCCAAUGAGGGAUGAGGAUGAUAACUUGCUGCAGUUUGCUAUCCAGCAGAGCCUAUUGGAUGCAGGGACAGAAAGCGACCAGGUGACUAUAUGGGAAGCUCUAACUAACAGUCGUCCUGUUUCUGGGCACAUUCAGUCACCACUGUACGAGGACGACUCUCAGCUGGAGAGGGCGAUCCAGGAGUCCCUGUCGAUCUCAUUGGCUGGUGGUGAGGAAGGAGAUCCCGCAUCUCCCCUGUCAGUCUCUCCGUCAGACCCCGGAGCCAACUCCCCUCCCUCCUACAGCUCAGUGGCUGAGCCCCGGAUGCCGGGACCGUUUUCUGUGGUGAACAGCUUUGACGAGCAGCUACGCAUCGCCAUGGAACUCUCAUGCAGGGAGCAGGAAAAGAUGGACAGGGAGAGGCAACGGGAAGCGGAGGAGCUGGAGAGGAUCCUUCAGCUUUCGCUCUUAGAGAAGUAGCCACGACGACGGCAGAGGACUGAGGAACAAACGUGUUAAUUUAUUGUAUUUUUUUUUAUCCUGCAAUGUUAAAUUAUUUUAUUGUUUAUUUGAUGAUGUCUUAAUGGGACACUGAAAGAGUACGGGUACAGAAUUCAGGGAGGGAGGGAGUUAGACAUGGUACUGGCCGCAAGGUGGGUAAAAGCAAUGGGGUGGAAUCUACUUCGUGGGCAAUUGCCAUAUUUGAUGUCGCCUGUCCAGUGGGAAUGAGAGGGGGAGAGGUGCUGGGAGGGAAAGAUGGUCAAACUAGCAGUGAGGCUCUGAGAGCAGAUACUUUUGGAUGGAUGAAGAGGGAAACGUUAACAUCACUUUGCGUUUUGCUUUCUUUUUCACAACCCUGCUGUCAUUAUUUUGAGUGAUAAAAAUCCUUUGACCUAUGAUACGAACAAAUAAUAGUGACAUACGAUUACAAAAAAUGCUUAUAUUAGAUAAUUAUUUGAAAAAAUGAUGUUUGAAACAGAAUUGUGACUUGGAAAAUACAUUUACUCAAUGUUCCUGAA